UGUGUGUGUGUGUGUGUGUGUGUGCCCAGGCCCUUCGUACGUUUUACUCGUGCACAAUAUAAGCUUUACUCUAAGCAAAAUAAUUAUUCCGAAGGUAUUCAUCACUCGAAAUAGUUAGCAGAAAGCGAUGCCUCAGCAUGUUUAUUUCCAGUAAAUAUGUAUUUAAAUGUGUAAGCUAGCCCAUUAGAUGAAAUAAAAACAUAUCUGCAUACACUUGAGGUAUUUUUGAAUCUGAAAUAAACUGAUGAGCGCAAAUGCACGUUGUAAACAGCUGAAUGGCAUUGUUGCCACAUGGUCACUUAUAUUAUUUGAUAUCUGUCAGGUUGUAUUUAAAAUGAACAUGUUCACGACUGCAUUAGUAUCAUGACUGAUUAAACUAUAUAUACGCUAUUCUGAGUAAUAUAAAAGUAUUAAUUUGAUCUAUCUAUUUAUAGAUAUUUUCCUAUGUGGCAUAGAUAUGAGAUAAAUUUUCAUCUCAGAAUUGUUUCAGAAUGAUCGUGGAUGCCGCUCGAGGUCCUUACCAUCAACAUCUAAAAAAUCUUCGGGUCUCCGCCGCCCAUGGGCGUGGGUGGCGGUGGUGCGGGCAUGAAAGGCAUGUUGGGGAGCUCGGGCGGUGUCGGGUUGAGCGCGGAGGUGGGCGUGGAGGCGGUGGGCGCGGCGGAAAGGGGCUUCCACGAGUGCUCUGUGUGCGGGCGCGGCUUCGAGCGCCGCUGGCUUCUCACGCGCCACCUGCGCACCCACACCGGCGAGAAGCCCUACCAGUGCGCCUUCUGCCCCUUCCGCAGCGCGCAGCGGUACAACAUCGUCACGCACACGGUCAAGAGGCACCCGGAGGCCGUGCCCACGCAAGGGCACACGCUGCCCAUGGCCGGGGCCGCCGCCAGGCAGGAGUGGGGGCACAAGGACCUGUGAAGGGAGGGAGUACUUGAGAAGCUGAAGGGGGAGCGAAAAGCUUCAGCUCAAGCGCUCCUUACACACGCGGUCAUUCACAUACACGUCAACUCACACUUAAAUACUCAGCCACUCAUAAUCAUAAUCACUUUGUAAAAUAUUCAUCAUUCACACGCACUCAGUCCGUCACUGAAAUACUCAUUCACUCACACUGAAGAACACUCAUUUGUAAUCACACUCGCGCACACCUCAUACUUCAUCACUCAUUUUCUGGCUGAAGAAUGAGAAGGGGAUUUAAUUUUGUAACUGUGAUUUAUCAUCAGUUUGUAAGUAUCUACUGUAACCUCAGUAGCACCGCAUUCACUCUAAAUGAAUAAAGUUAGCGACCA
Molecule: messenger RNA, 1280 nt
Organism: Penaeus chinensis
Lineage: Eukaryota; Metazoa; Arthropoda; Malacostraca; Decapoda; Penaeidae
Product: zinc finger protein ZIC 2-like
Exons: 2
Coding region: 559-912 (117 amino acids)
Biological process (GO): regulation of transcription by RNA polymerase II
Molecular function (GO): RNA polymerase II cis-regulatory region sequence-specific DNA binding; DNA-binding transcription factor activity, RNA polymerase II-specific
Source: RefSeq, a predicted model, not a curated record